Messenger RNA from Falco peregrinus (peregrine falcon), 2439 nucleotides. RefSeq names its product F-box protein 25 (gene FBXO25). The transcript has 12 exons. Bases 144 to 1307 code for a protein of 387 amino acids. The record is from RefSeq and is a predicted model, not a curated record. Gene Ontology annotation, molecular function: protein binding. Gene Ontology annotation, biological process: protein ubiquitination. NCBI's taxonomy places the organism in Eukaryota, Metazoa, Chordata, Aves, Falconiformes, Falconidae. Gene Ontology annotation, cellular component: cytoplasm; nucleus; SCF ubiquitin ligase complex.
GGCGGCCAAUCGGCGAGCCCCGGGGCGUGGCGAGCGCAGCCACACGUUACUUCCGUCAAUAGCCCCGCGGCCUGGGCCGAGCGCGCGGGCGGGCGUGGGGCCGGUUGUGCGCGGCGGGGAGCGGCGCUGCCCUGAGAGAAACCAUGCCAUUUUUGGGCCAAGACUGGAGAUCCCCUGGAUGGAGAUGGAUUAAAACAGAAGAUGGGUGGAAACGAUGUGAACCCUUCAGUCACACGCUUCAGGAUGGGAAUAAUCAGCUGAAUGAUAUCAGUCACACUGUAGUCUGGCUACUGUGGAUACAAAAGAUUAUGCUUGUCUGGAAGAGUGUUCACAUCAUAACUGGUGAUGAUGAGGAUGAAGAAAUAUACAGUACUGAAGAUUGUGAGUUUGCAGCCAAGAAAAGGAAAAAAGAUCAUUUUAGGAGUAACACAGAUUCACAGUGUUUUUAUCGUGAAAAAUGGAUUUAUGUUCAUAAAGAAAGCACCAGGGAAAGACAUGGCUAUUGCACUUUGGGAGAAGCUUUUAACCGCUUAGACUUUUCAAGUGCAAUUCAGGACAUCAGAAGGUUCAAUUAUGUGGUCAAACUUUUGCAGUUAAUUGCAAAAUCCCAGUUAACUUCACUGAGUGGUGCAGCGCAAAAGAACUACUUUAACAUUUUGGACAAAAUUGUGCGGAAGGUCAUGGAAGACCAAUAUAAUCCACGAUUAAUCAAAGAUCUUCUACAGGAUCUGAGUUCUACUCUCUGUAUACUGAUUAGGGGAGUAGGAAAAUCUGUGUUGGUAGGGAACAUCAAUAUUUGGAUUUGUCGAUUAGAAACUAUCCUUCUGUGGCAACAACAACUAAAAAACCUUCAGAUGAACAAGCAAGUCAACAAUGGUCUUACGCUUAGCGAUCUCCCUCUCCAUAUGCUGAACAACAUCUUAUACAGGUUCUCUGAUGGCUGGGACAUUAUUACUCUGGGUCAAGUGACCCCAACUUUGUACAUGCUUAGUGAAGACAGACAGUUGUGGAAAAAACUCUGCCAGUAUCAUUUUGCAGAAAAGCAGUUUUGUAGGCAUUUGAUUCCAUCAGAGAAAGGUCACAUUGACUGGAAGCUGAUGUACUUUGCGCUUCAGAAAUACUACCCAAUAAAGGAACAGUACGGGGAUACCUUGCAUUUCUGUCGACACUGCAGUAUUCUGUUUUGGAAGGACUACCACCUUGCUUUGUUACUCAAGGAUACAGGACACCCCUGCACAGCCAGUGAUCCGAACACCUGUCUCAUGCCAGUAUCUCCUCAGCAUUUCAUAGAUCUCUUCAAAUUUUGAGAUGUUCGGUAGCUGUUCUGUGUUUGUGGCCAUUUUUGUGAAGAGUCAGGCAGGAUAUACUAUGCCAUGUGUGCAAUAUAUUUAAGUGUAAUGUUUUGUUGUAGCUUAAAAAAAAUAAGAUGGGGGAGAUUAUCAGUCGGGUUUAUUUGGUGUCUUGUUUUUGUGCAGAGAAGAGCUGAGGGGGAGACAUCUUUCUUUGUCAGGAAAUCUGCAGUGGGCUUUUUCCAAGUCCAAGACAGACCAUUUUAAUCUCAACUUUAAAUCCAUUCUUUUGACGCCUUAAUAGUUGGUUAAAAUUAUGUGGGGGAGUUGUGAAAAUCUGGGGAGAGUUAAACUACUCUUACUGAGACCAAAGGAGGGGCUUUUUUAUUGUUUUAAUCCUUUAAGCCACUGUUUUCAAAACACCUCCAUAUAAUUUGCACUAUUAGAAAGAACAGGCCAAUAUUCUCUUGGACUCUUAAUACAUCAGUUACCAAGGUGGCAUUAAUCAUUGUGAGCUAGUAAAUAAAUAUAGCUGUGGCUUUACCUGUUGUUGAAACUAUGAAUGAAUGAAAUCAACCGAUCUUGGUACAUAAUUAUGCAAAAAUAUUUAUUUUUCUUAAGGACUUCUUUAAAUAUAUAACCUAUCUUGGCACAUUCCUGCAUAACUCAAGAGACAAAUCUGGGGCUACUGGGAAGUGCACUUUUUUUUUUUAUGGUAGCUACAGUUUACAUUUAUAGUUUGGUAUGUCUACACAUACAACUGGAUCAAUUAAUCUUCUAAGAAGACUACAUUAUUGAAAUGUAAUGAGAAUGGAGUUGCUUGUUUCCAGACUGGUACAGUGGCAGGAGAUUAUAUUACCAACCGAGGUUCUAACCUGACAAGUCUUUACAAGUUAUGGGAAACCCUGAAAGUCGGUCUGAGCUGAAGCACCUUCUGUCAAGGUAAUCAGAUGAUAAAUUCUCCAGGAAGCUAUUUUCUUCUAUUCUGGAGAACAAAAUUAAUUGUUUGGCUUAGGCAGGUAAAGGAAAAAUUAGGGAAGUUCUGGGUUUGUCAAUGAAAUUUAACAAAUAUGUAAUGUACUAUAUUCUGCACUUGCUUGUUCUGAAUCUAGUUUUGUACAGCGUAAUAAAUCAUGGUUUUUAUCUAUUA